UAUGAUCAAAAUUAGGGGCGGCUGGCAUACUGCAGUCCUUAAAAAUAUGACAACCAUUGGAGGGUUGUCAUGUAAGCACAGACCACUUCCCAAUGAGCAAUAAACUACACGAAUCAAGCGUGUGAGUGAUUCUUGUUAUUGUUACGUUUUCAAAUGCAUUGCGGAAGCUUCCUGUGCAGCAGCUAACACGGUAGCAUCUGUUAUGCUAGCACGGGGAAUGUGUCGGUCACGUGACCUUCGCCGUGCUGGUUCCACUCCAACCAACAGCCGCCGCGGAAGCUGGACAACUGUCGUCAACUUGAGGCUCAUCUGGUGUUUCUAAAAUAAACACGGGGGGCGGGGGGACUCUAAAGGGUGGCUAAACACAAGCAGCAUCCCCCACCAUGGCGUCUCCGCUCAAAGUGUGCAUCGUCGGAUCCGGAAACUGGGGCUCAGCCAUCGCCAGGAUCAUUGGAAAUAAUGCCAGGUCAUUGCAGCAUUUUGCGACCACCGUGAAGAUGUGGGUGUUUGAAGAAAAUAUUAAUGGUCGAAAGCUCACUGACAUUAUCAACACUGAGCAUGAGAAUGUCAAGUACCUGCCAGGAUACAAACUGCCUGAUAAUGUGGUUGCUGUUCCUCAGCUCCGUGAUGCUGCAGAGGGAGCAGACCUUCUGGUGUUUGUGGUGCCCCACCAGUUCAUCAGGAAACUGUGUGAGGAGAUGGUGGGCUGUGUUCCAGCCAAAGCUCGGGGAAUCACACUCAUUAAGGGGAUAGAUGAAGGUCCUGAGGGCCUCAAGCUGAUCUCUGACAUCAUUAGAGAGAAGAUGGGCAUUGAUGUCAGUGUUCUCAUGGGUGCAAACAUUGCCAACGAAGUUGCAGCUGAGAAGUUCUGUGAAACCACGAUUGGCAGUAAAAUUCUGGAGAAUGGUCUACUAUUCAAGGAGCUCCUGCAGACUCCCAACUUUCGGAUCACAGUGGUGGAUGAUGCAGAUACCGUGGAGUUGUGUGGAGCUCUGAAGAACAUUGUGGCAGUGGGUGCAGGUUUCUGCGAUGGGAUGCGUUGUGGUGACAACACAAAGGCGGCUGUGAUACGUCUGGGCCUGAUGGAAAUGAUAGCGUUCGCCAAACUCUUCUCUAAGGAUGACACCGUUUCCACAGCAACCUUCCUCGAGAGCUGUGGUGUAGGUGACCUUAUUACGACCUGCUACGGUGGCCGAAAUCGACGGGUGGCGGAGGCCUUUGCCACCUCGGGGAAGAGCAUUGAGGAGCUGGAGAAGGAGAUGUUGAAUGGUCAGAAGCUCCAGGGUCCUGCUACCUCAGCUGAGGUUUACAACAUACUCAAGCAGAAGGGUCUGGUGGACAAGUUUCCUCUUUUUUCAGCAGUCUAUCAUAUUUGUUUUGAGGGGAAACCAGUCCAGGAGAUGAUCUCUUGUCUGCAGAGCCACCCAGAGCACAUGUGAUACGGGAUGGACAAGUCAGGAUAUUUUCCUGCUAAUCAUUUCUUUCUUGAGCAUGAUAAAAAACACUGUCCUUUUUAUGUUAUGCUACAGGGCAAGUAACGUGAAUCACUGGUCAAAAUGGCCACUCUAUUGACGGGCUUUGUAAAUGGAUCAAAUCGUGUAUAUUCCAGUGUACUUACCCAAGCUAUAUUAAGCUUACAAAGAAGUGUACACAUAGACUAAAGGCAGUAACAGAGCGAGAGGAUAGCAUGACCACAUAUUUACUAAACUUGACCAACAAAUCACCAAAUUACUCCUACAGAUGUGGUUUGCUUUUUAGUUUUUUUUAAGAGAUUGACUUCUUUUUAUAAUAAACAUUUUCUACACAUUUUAUUACAGAAUCAUUUGUGCAUUUAUAAGGGAUAUCAGGAAGAAUUAAAAAAACAACAACAAUGCAAAUGUCUUUGUCAGUUUGUUGCAGUAAGAUUCAUGUUAUUGUUGCAAGAUGUGUGAGCAUUCAUUGCGCUAUACUAACCCACUUUUGCUUAGACCCUUGAGGUUUUUAUUAUUAUUAUUAUUAUUUUUUCCAGGACAAUUUGUCAGCAUUAUCACAUAUCUCUUCCACUACAAUCCCCAAAUUCUCAGGUCUGGAUUAAAGCUGUUAAAAAAAUAAAUAAAUAAAAAUAAAUUUAAAAAAUUCACUCUUUGAUUCAUUGACUGAAUGAAACGUUUCAAGCUUGUUUUGCAAGAAGGCAUUCUCACCUUAAAGCUUUCACAAUAAUUUGCACUCACUCCCAAAUUUAUGUUUAAAGCUUGUUUGACAGAAUUGUGAGUCAGUAACAGUGGUGGUAAUGUAUGUAUGCUCAUGACCACUAAAACACCAGCUGUUAUUCCACUGCCAGACCGAUGGUACGUAGUUGUCUUAUGGAUUUAUUUUAUGUCCUGGACUGAAUAACAACAACUAAGCCAUUUUAAUUUAGAAUGCGAUAUGUAUGAUUUUUGUCUCUUUAUGCCUUUACUGCUACUCAGGAAAUCAGUGUUUCAAUGUUGCGUAUCUUAAAAUGCAUCUUAACAACAGAGAAAACAAUAAAGGUAUAAUAUGAGAAGUGUGGUCCUGAUUGCAUCCCAUGAAUAAGUUUCUGGGAUCUGGCUUUCCUAAUACUUUUUAUCUGAGCGUUGUCAUUAAAAUAAUCAUGUAACUACUGUUACUUGAGUUAGAUUAAGCCUCUGUUACAGAAAUGUUCUGACACAUUUUUUGUUGUUUGUGUUUUCAGUAGUUUCCCAGGAUGUGCUAAAAUUUACAAGUUAUCACUUGUUUAUUUUGGUUACUCUUGUGGGCUAAUGACUUUCUUUUUUUACUACAACUCAUUUGAUUUGAAUAAUAAUAAUAUAUACAUAUGUCCCAUUAAACAUGUAGUAAUAUCCACAACAGAUUCCUUCCUUUACAGCAUUUGUCAAGUUUUGCCUGCCACAUUAUUAUGUGGCCCACUAAAGCAAAUAAAGUUUGUCUGCGUGGUUUUUCUUGCAAAAUGGAUUUUGGUGUUUUUCAUUUUGGCAGAAAAGCUGUACUGAAAUUGCUAUUAUUCUUCACUUUUGAUUGAUGAAUUGAGCAUUUUUUCCCAAAAUCUCUUAACAUAAAUUGAGCAGUCGUAUUUAUAUGUGGUUGUCACUCUUUUCCUUAACUUCUGAAUUCAAAUUCAGUUUGUUUAAAAUUAUAUAUAACAAUGAAAUGCAGGCGCAAUUGUGUAUAUGUAAUAAUAUGAUGAGGUUAUUGUGAUUGCAUAUGAUUUUCACCGCCAUAAUGGCCCUCUGAAGGAAACAAUACCAUGAUGUGGCCUGUGUUGAAAAUGAGUUUGGCACCCCUGCUUUCCAGGAUUUCUGUUAGUUAUUUUGAUCCAUUUUGUACAUGAUUUCCCACAUUCUCAAGGACUGACCAACAUGAAACUGUCAUCCAUCCAUUUCAUAUACAAUACUGUAUUGCUUGUUCAGGAUCACGGUGAACUUAUUCAGAAGUUGUUUUUUUUAUUUAAAUAAACUGAAAAAUAAAUAUUCA
Molecule: messenger RNA, 3471 nt
Organism: Phyllopteryx taeniolatus (common seadragon)
Lineage: Eukaryota; Metazoa; Chordata; Actinopteri; Syngnathiformes; Syngnathidae
Gene: gpd1l
Product: glycerol-3-phosphate dehydrogenase 1 like
Exons: 8
Coding region: 384-1439 (351 amino acids)
Biological process (GO): carbohydrate metabolic process; glycerol-3-phosphate catabolic process
Cellular component (GO): glycerol-3-phosphate dehydrogenase (FAD) complex; cytosol
Molecular function (GO): protein homodimerization activity; glycerol-3-phosphate dehydrogenase [NAD(P)+] activity; NAD binding
Source: RefSeq, a predicted model, not a curated record